Laccaria bicolor S238N-H82 is the source of this 1485-nucleotide messenger RNA. RefSeq lists its product as uncharacterized. Lineage: Eukaryota; Fungi; Basidiomycota; Agaricomycetes; Agaricales; Hydnangiaceae. Bases 1 to 1485 code for a protein of 494 amino acids. The transcript is spliced from 2 exons. The record is from RefSeq and is a predicted model, not a curated record.
AUGGGCAGCAAUGCCAUCGAUCUCCUGUUGUUAGGCUACCACUUUCCCGGACACCAGGUCGAGGAUAUGGAAACUGAGCGCCAUCUCGGUGUGCCAAUUCACAAACUCCCGUCAGAACUUAUCGCCGCCAUCUUCCUCCUUUGCAUUCCACGCAGUCCGAGCGCGGAGACGCCCAACCCAGCUCAUGCGCCCCUUCUACUCUGCCACGUUUGCAAGGUCUGGCGUACGAUAGCUCGUGGACUGCCGUUCCUUUGGAGGCAAUUGACUCUACGUGCGGGCUAUGCCGAAGUUCCCCGCGGAGAAGCAGACUUGGUUGAUAUCUGGUGCAGGAAUGCGACCCCCUUUCCAAUUGAGUUCAAGUUGAACUUGGCUUUGCAUUCUCCACACACGACUUGGGAUAAGAUUGUCGUACAAGAUAGUCUAUCUCCAAUCCUAGCUCCUUCUGCGCACCGCUUCAUCUCUCUUGACCUGACGAUCUCCACUUUCGUCAAGUUCCCUUUCAAACUUGAAUUCUCUCUUCUCGAACGUCUCUCGCUCAUCAUCCAGGACGACUACCCUUCUGAAAAGCUUCUGCCCAUCACGACAUUUGCGGCGUCCCCAAAACUACGCUCUCUAAAGCUCUCCGUUUCUGCAGACAUACUCUCCUCAAAACUAGUUUUACCUUUCUCACAAAUCACGUCUUUAAACCUCGACGAAACCGAGGCUAUCCCACCCAAUACACUCCAUUCCGUCCUCGCCGUGUCCUCUUCUCUGGAACACCUCAACGCAACAAUCCGAAACCCAGACACCGCCCAAACCCCACCGCCCCCCACUCACACCAUAACUCUCGACCGCCUUCAAACUCUCCUUAUUACAUUCCAAGAGAAACCAAAUCAAACAACUACUACCCUAUUCCAUCUGACUUUCCGCCCAUUAAACAUGCCGUCCCUCAGGUCCCUCUCCUUGACCUCCCACGGUCUUCCAGGUGCGAUUCCACUCCCCUGGCAAGACGACUCCAGCCUUUUCUUUGAGCAUUCCUUGGGGAAUAUCACAAGCCUCACAUUGAACCGCUACGAGUUCACGUGGGGCAUGAUGCACUUCCUACAGUGUACGCGCGCUGUGGAGAAGCUGGAGGUGGUUCUCGGUGAUUUGGGUGGUAUUGGGCUUUGGGAGGCGCUCGUCCGUCCCGGCUUGAACCUACUCCCUCAACUAGCACGGAUAGAUGUGGUACUUGGACGUGCGGGUUGUGCGACUUGGUCAAUUGAGGUGUUGUGUGCAAUGGUUUUGUCAAGGUGGACGCGCCUAGAAACCACGGGGUCUUUCUUACACUCUGUCUCAAAUCCGACGCAUUCCGUUACUUCUCCCUUGCGUAAGGUUCACCUACACCUCCAACCUCACCCCUCAACGGACUCCACGGCUCCUUGGGUCUAUUCAACGGUUGCUUUGAUCCACGCUCGGCUCGGGAGGUGUUCAGUCCAGGGUAUGGGUUUGGAGGUGACUAUUUGA